GACUAUUACUAGUACUUGUACGUAUUCGAUUCUAUCGAACAAAGCGAUUUUUUCCGACAUGCUUCGAAAUGACUGAAUUGCCUGAUUCUUGAUCGACCUACUGUAAUGACCGCAUCGUACAAUAAGUGCUUACCGGUACCAACACUGUAUUCAACUGAUUUCAAACGCAUCGCUUUUUUGGGAGAACUCAAAGUAUCUUCAAUGAAGCACAACGCAGAAAAAACCGAAAAAACACAUCGGGAACAAGUUGAUUGAACUACCGUUGAUCUUCACACAGCGGUCUUCCCUGGCAUUUCUUGUUCAGCCAGCAAUCACCACCAUGAUGAGCGCAUGGGAAGCCCAGCAGCGGGCCCAAAAGGAGCAAGAACGGAAGGCAAAAAUGGAGGCCGCUGCCGCCCUGCAAAGUUAUCGCCGAUCUGGAUUGUCGGAGGAAGAAAUGAAGCUCGCGGCUUUGCGAGAGCAGGAUCGCAUGCAGAAACAGAGUGCCGCAGAACAACUCCGCGGCUACCGCGGCCAGCUCUCUGAAGAGGAAGCGCGACUGGCGGCCCAGAAGCAAGAGGAACUCCGCAGAAAGCAGGCGACGGAGGAACAGCUCCGGAACAACGGCGUCGUUUCGGCGCAAGACCCCACGGCCCGCAACGAAUCCAUUCUGCGGAUGAAGGAUUCGGGGACUGUGUCGGAACUAGCGGCUGGCUACACUUCCCCUCAGGCAACACACGUGCACGCAUCGUCGCCAACAGCUUCUGCUAGUCUCGGCACAAUGGGCCGCCCCGCGCAGCCUGAUUUUUCGGUGGCAACAAUAGGAAGAGAAGCGACCGAUGACAGUGCCGGAUACCCGAUGACGCCCGCAUCUCCAGUCCGAUCCAAGGCAAUGUUCAUGUUUGGAAUUCUUACGCGUAAGGAUGUCGAUACCGCCUCGUCGGAGGAGCGGUCCCGAUUGGUUUCCCGGUACCUAGCGCGGGCGGACGAGAUUGCCAGAUCAGUCAUAGAUAUAUCACCCUCGUAUCAAUCGAUACGGCAGUCAUUGGAAUAUCCUAUAGCCAGCACCGUAGUAAAAGACCGCUGUGAGUAUUGAGUUGGAAAUGUCGAAACGGGGCUGCAAGGAAGUGGUAUUUGUGGAAGAAAUCGAAUAGAAUAGAAUCUAUUUUUUCACAAAACCAGAGUGGGUGUAUUUAGUUGCCUUGCAUGGUUUUUUUGCAUCUCACUAUCUGUGCGUUCUUUCUUUGUCGCUCUCUUCUCUAACGCACACACACGCCAGCCCGCAUAGAUUCUCAUCGAACCACGGUGACGGUCACCAUUCCGUUCACGGCACCGGAUCAAGCCACAGCCCGCAGCUUUCAAUCGAGCAUCAUCCAGCGCGUGCGGGCCGCCAUUGCCAAUGGAAGCUUUACUCGACACUAAACAAUGCCGUACAUAUAUUCCAUUCACCCUUGUUGCAAACAAUCAUUCGAAGCAUUGGGCAUUCAGUUUAUGGCAGGCCGAAUGAUUCGGUGUUUUGGAUACAAAAGCCGAUUUGUUGUUUGAAUUGGAGAAUGAAGGGAGUAGUUGUGAAAUAUGAAAGCUAGCAUUUUGACUGAAGAGUUCGUUGUUGACGAUGGUGGUGCUGCUUCAAUGUCCCAAACAUACGCAGAGCGACACCAUUUUUCGAACCACACAUAAACACAUAAAGAUAGUACUCACCCAGAUCCAAAAAAAAAUCUUAAUAUUAU
Pseudo-nitzschia multistriata is the source of this 1709-nucleotide messenger RNA. Lineage: Eukaryota; Bacillariophyta; Bacillariophyceae; Bacillariales; Bacillariaceae. The record is from the annotation of a GenBank genome assembly.